Messenger RNA from Asparagus officinalis (garden asparagus), 1053 nucleotides. RefSeq names its product cytochrome b561 and DOMON domain-containing protein At3g25290-like. Lineage: Eukaryota; Viridiplantae; Streptophyta; Magnoliopsida; Asparagales; Asparagaceae. The record is from RefSeq and is a predicted model, not a curated record. Bases 98 to 877 code for a protein of 259 amino acids. The transcript is spliced from 3 exons.
UUCUUGUCAGGGAUUCUAUUUUCAUUCUCUCUCAAUUUCUCCAUUAUUAUAUCAUCUCUUCUUCUUGACUUACUUAUUGUCAUUCCUCUCCCAAAACAUGCUCCCUGCUUAUCCACUCCUGCUCUUUAUCUUCUCCUCCCUCGGAUUCUGCCAAACACAAUCAUUGUACAAAUGCGAUGAAAGCUUCUCCUUCAUUACUUCAUCCACGACCAAAAACAUUACUGGCGUCAAGAAGCUCCAACCCCUUGCCGCUGAGCUCGGCUGGAACCUACACAUCACCGCUAUGAAUAACAUCACAAACAAAGAGAAGCUUGGAAAAGGCAAAGAGCGGCUUAAAACUGCUCAUGGUGUACUGAGUUUCACUGGCUGGGGUUUCCUACCAUCUAUCGGAAUUAUGAUCACAAGAUACUUCCGAUCUUUUCCUUUCAAACUGGAGAGAUGGUUCGUCGUUCAUGUAUCAAUCCAACUUGCUGGAUACUCAAUUGGAACUGCUGCUUGGGGAAUCGGUUUAUCGCUAAAUGGUUCCAGACACUCCAAAACCUUAACAUCCCAUAAGAUUAUAGGGAUUCUUAUCUUUUGCCUCGCUACGUUGCAGAUAACAGCGUUAUGGAUAAAGGCCAAUAGAGACGAUAAGUAUCGCAAGUAUUGGAGAAUUUACCAUCAUUCUUUAGGCUACGCCUUGGUAGCCCUUGCAGUUGUGAACAUCUUCAAGGGCUUGGCAAUCUUAAGGCCUCCUGCAACAUGGAAGUGGGUUUGUAUAGGAAUUCUUAUUGGUCUGGCUUGUGUAGCUCUCUUCUUGGAGAUUACAACAUGGGUCAAGUUUUAUUGGCCGGCUCAACUCGAGGAUGAAAGUCAAAAUCAAUCACAACCAGGAUGAUUGUUAACAGUGUUUCAGUCUCCAAAUACUUCUGAGCUUUGGUAGUGGUUAUUGUAAUAAAGCAAUUUAUCCGAAUGGAGAAUUUCUAUUGACUUUGUUUUGUAUUGGUUUUGAAGUAAAGAAUUGAUUUCAUGCUGUAAAAAAGUGAUAGAAACAGCAUUUUUUUUCCUUUUUAA